Lotus japonicus is the source of this 915-nucleotide messenger RNA. RefSeq names its product leucine-rich repeat extensin-like protein 2. The coding region runs from base 1 to 915 and encodes 304 amino acids. The transcript has a single exon. The record is from RefSeq and is a predicted model, not a curated record. NCBI's taxonomy places the organism in Eukaryota, Viridiplantae, Streptophyta, Magnoliopsida, Fabales, Fabaceae.
AUGGAACCUACUCGAGCAGCAAUUACUUCCAGAGUUACCAAAUCUUCAGUCAGGAAUUCAAGUAAGUUCAUUAUUCUUACUGAUGAAGAUGAAUCUGAUGCUGUUGAUGUUGUGUCUAACCCCACUCCAACCUUAGCUUUACCUUCUCCUAUUCCUGAAUCCACACCUGUUGUUCAAACAACCACUCACAUCUCACCACCUAGGCCUUCAUUCUUUCAACCUUCCAUUGAGGAAGAACCCCUCUGGCAAAUGCUUCAAAAUCCCAAACCCUCUGAACCAACCUCACCUAUUAUACUUUCAUAUAAUCCACAAACCUCUGAAACACAAGCUUUUGAAAAACAAACCUCUGAAAAGCCAGACUCCGAACCAAAAUCACCUGAUCACUCUGAUCGAGAAAAUCUCUCUCCCGCUCCAUCUGUUUCCUUUCCUACCAACACUCAAUUUUCCUCACCAUCCAACAAAUCUGAAUCCAAUCGCCAAUUCGUUCAAAUUGCAAGUGAAAGGAUCUCAGAGAUUCCUGAGCAUUUCAUCCAAGUUCCAAGUCCAAACCGCUAUCCUGGACCUAGACCAGAACCUCUGGUUGCUCCUAAUUUCACAAUCAAUGCGGUCCCUCUAAACUCAGCAUCACCUCCUCCUCCCUCUCCUCCUUCUUCUCCUCCUCCUCAGAAGGAAAAGGAUAUCCCCAAAGGGUCCCUUUCAAAUCUCUCUUCAGUCAAAUCUGCUGAUUUUGAGUUUCCAAAUGUUGACACUGGCACUUCAAACCAAAACCCUGAGACCAAUACCACUGCUCCUAAGACUCUGAAUAUUGGCUCUCCUCAAGGUACCUCUGAAGCCACUAGCAGUAAUCAUCCUCCCUCACCUGAAACCAAUAUGUCCAUCAUCCCAUACACUUACCCUAAACCAGACACUCUGUAA